UCGCAAUGUUAAAACUCGGUAUUGUGUAGUCUUGUAUACACAUAAACAAGAACGGUAUAUCUUUGUUGGGCUAUGACCUAUGAUCGUUCCGCACUCCGCAUGGUUAGUUUGGGUGCAGCGAUGAUCUGUUGUGCGGUAGCUGUGCCAGCUAUCGCUACGAGAGACAUCAUAGCGGUGAGGAGUGAGAUGAAUCAAUUCAAGAGAGAGCUAAGACCCAAUGUAUUUUUGUUAUUGAGUCAAAAGCUCUUCAGCUCUAUACACAGAUACGUACAUAUCCUGUGCUCUGUUGAACAGACUGCCAACGCUUCGUUGUACGGUCCCUUUCAGGUGUCACACCAAACGAUUAUGAUACGGAUUGGCAUUUAUAGCUGAGGCGAGCACACUACUGUACCUCUGCGUAUGGAGGCAACCGUGGAUCGCGCAUGACACCGCCACAGUUGCAAAGUCAGCAAUCUUGUCCGAUUGCCCGUGACAUCGGAACAAAAUAGCAAC
This is a messenger RNA of Suillus subaureus, 492 nucleotides long. RefSeq lists its product as uncharacterized. NCBI's taxonomy places the organism in Eukaryota, Fungi, Basidiomycota, Agaricomycetes, Boletales, Suillaceae. The transcript has 4 exons. The record is from RefSeq and is a predicted model, not a curated record. The annotation marks the transcript as partial.